AGUUCUAAGGGUGAAAUGAUAAAAUCCAUAUUGACUAAGUUGAAUUCACCCGCCAGCGAACAUUUCGUAGCCUGACUAGUCUCUUCUCCCCCAACUUUUUACAGGUGAAUAAUGGAAUGUUUAAGUAGAUUUUGCGUCGUCCGCCCGCCGCUAAGAACGCCAGUGCGGAAGAACAGGUGGGUUGGAGCGAAACUCAACGAUGAAGCUGACCCAUUACUCCAAUCCGCCAUUAAUGCCGCUUCUCUUCGUUUACGGGAGACCCAUCGACCUGAGCCCCUUUUCGUGGAUCCAUAUGCUGGUUGCUUUGUUCCUCCUAACGCUCAGGUUGAUCUUAACAAUUGCUCGGACCAUUAUUGUCUUGCAACGAAGUUCAUCGAUGGCAAGUUGCUUAGUUCAUUGAACCAAAUUGAUGGAGUCAAGCAGGUUGUUCUAUUAACAGAUGGCAUGGAUACUCGACCUUAUAGGCUUAACUGGCCAGCCUCAACCAUAAUUUUUGAUAUAUCCCCAGAAAGGAUUUUCAGAAGUUCAGCUGAGAAGCUUGAAGCUGUUGGGGCUAAGCUUCUCAGGAGUUGCUUGGCACUUCAUGUUCCCAUGGAAUCUCCAGGCAUAGAAGAAACUCUGCGCUCAAAAGGCUUCAGCGGUAGUCGUCCGAGUACAUGGGUCAUCCAGGGUCUACCAGUGAUGACUUUGGCAAGUUUCAAAGAGAUUCUAUACCUUGUAAGUGGUUUGGCUACGAAAGGAUGCCUUUUCAUGGGAGAAUUGCCUGUGUGGUUGGCAGAAACUGAAGUUGGGAUUAAGUCGGAUACAAAGAAAUGGACGGACAAACUUUUCAUGAGGAAUGGCUUCAGGGUGGACAUUAUCAGCUUCAGUCAUCUAGCGAGGAGCUUUGGCAAGGAAUUAUCACCAGGAGGCUAUGAUAAUAUACUAUUUGUUGCAGAGCAAUUGAGAUUUUCUGAUGACCAGAUGGAAACAUGGAGGAGAGAGUUUCAGAGGAUAGAAGAAGAAGGGGACGAAGAAGGAUUUGAAGAGCUUUAACUGUAAAUGAAAAAGACAUUUGUAAUUGCAAUUGCACCUUGAGUUCUUCAUAUUGUUUGUUGAUAAAUUAUCAGACUGUACAGAGACGUAAUGUAGCAAUUGUGACACGUUCUGCUGUUUUACACAUGUGAUUAUAAUUCAGAAUUUCUGCA
Messenger RNA from Carica papaya (papaya), 1187 nucleotides. RefSeq names its product S-adenosyl-L-methionine-dependent methyltransferases superfamily protein. Gene Ontology annotation, molecular function: methyltransferase activity. The record is from RefSeq and is a predicted model, not a curated record. Gene Ontology annotation, biological process: methylation. NCBI's taxonomy places the organism in Eukaryota, Viridiplantae, Streptophyta, Magnoliopsida, Brassicales, Caricaceae.